Molecule: messenger RNA, 1656 nt
Organism: Desarmillaria tabescens
Lineage: Eukaryota; Fungi; Basidiomycota; Agaricomycetes; Agaricales; Physalacriaceae
Exons: 8
Coding region: 65-1273 (402 amino acids)
Molecular function (GO): RNA binding; zinc ion binding
Source: RefSeq, a predicted model, not a curated record
CUCCGCCGCCGCAAGUCUCCUGUCUCGCCUCGGAAGCGGUAAAAAUUUCUUGUCUCCUACCAUCAUGGCCUCUCCCGUCGUGGACGAAGCUCAGGCAAACUGGCGUGUUGCCGACGAUAAGACAUUGGUGUCUACCAGAGUCGGCGAUGAACCUAACGGUGGAUCUCUUCUCCCCAGUGAUCAUCACCCUGGCCAGGGACCGGAGGCUGCAGACUACAAGCGGGGUUCCAGCACAGACCCCGUCGUCUCCGGUUCUAGCAUAAAGGGCGACCCUAUGUUUCGCGAAAAGCAAGUGAAGGUGCUUAGGUCUUUCUUGUCUAUUGCUUCACCGAACAAAGUCUAUAUCGGAGGUCUUCCCGAAAAUACGCGUCAAGAGGAUUUGCAAGGAUGUUUCGGGAAAAUCGGUAACAUAGUUAACAUAGAGCUCAAAAUUGGCUAUGGUUUCGUGGAAUUUGACAACCGUGAGGCAGCCGAAGAAAGCGUUGCAAAAUACAACGAGGGCUACUUCAUGGGCAACAAGAUUCGCGUCGAGCUGUCUCAUGGCGGCGGUAGGACGGCAAAAUACUCAAGUGAUCCCGGAGCUUGUUUCAGGUGUGGGCAGAUGGGUCAUUGGGCGAGAGAAUGCCCCAUUGCGGGACCCCCUCCGCCUCGUCGCCCCAAUGAGCCCCCCUUGAUUGAACGUAUUCAGCGUGAUCAUGCUCCGCCUAUUCCUCGCGACGCGCGCUAUGACUACCCGCCUCCUGCGCGUGACUACAGGCGACCCCCAUCUCCUGUCAGGGACUAUCGUGAAUAUCCACCUCCACCUAGUCGGUAUGACGACUACAGACGCCCUCCCCCAAUGAUGGAGCGCGACCGCUAUCUUGACAGGGGCCGCUAUCCUCCCGAGGCUGCUUACCGUGGACCCAUUCCUCCGCCUGCCUAUGGCUACGAUCGCUAUGACAAAAAGGCGGAGCGGUAUUCCUAUCCUCCCCCUCCAAGUGGACGUCCCAGAACUCCUCCUAGGUAUCGAGAAGACUUUGAUCGGAUGCCUCGUGACUAUCCGGAUUACCGCGGUCGCCCUGUCACGCCGCCUCGGUUUGCUGAUUAUCCUCGAGGUGCAACACCUGAGACUAGAUUUAGGCGUCGUUCUGAAAGUCCCGCUGGCCGCUCUUCUGGUGCCUACGAGUAUGCUCCUGGACCUGACGGUAACUAUCCGGCUACACCUCCUGGGCCACCUCCUCGCAGGGAAUAUCCUCCUCGCAGUCGUGAAGCUGUCGAAGUUUAUAGAAGAUGAAAAUCUCGUUCGAAAUACUUGUUGCCGCGGCUGAAGCUUGGUUGAUAACUCCCCGCUGUUUUCAUGACGACUUGGCAUUGUAUAAUGCUCGUGUACUGCUUUGUCUAUCUAUAUACACUCUAUUUUCAAUUCCUUAUGAAGUAUAGGUACUCGUACAGAACGGCAUUCAAAGCGUACUCUUUUUGCCUUCUGCCAUGGCAUACAGCGUUUCUCUGUCGUUCGACUCAUUUACCAUUGCUCGUAGACGCCCAUUCUCCUUCAAUAAUGCAGAGGGGCUGUCGUAUUCGACCUUCAGAACAUCAGCAUACUGAACUGGGCCUAAGUCACGAGAAGGUGGCUUACAAUGUUACCAGCAUCGAGGACGAGCUGCAAAGGUGUAACCA